GGGUAGGUCGAAGUUCCGUUGUAUGUUACAUAUCGGAGAAAGUGUUCCAGUUUCAGUGCAAGAUUCAUCAAGAGGAUAAAAAAAGCUUAAAAAGGUCAAAAGCAUUUGAUGUCGAGUCGAAUCAAUAAAUAUUAAAUUAUAGUUUAAAGAGGACCAUCUACGCCAAAAAGUUCUGCACGUGUACGGAUGAGUGGAAUCUCUAACCUUGAAAAUUUUAAACAAUCUCGUCUCUAUAAGAAUAACUGUAGCAAAUUUACUUCAUCCAUUAUAUAAUUAAUUGCAAAAUGACAGAUCAAGCUAUUUCUUCAAAAGAUAAUUAUGAAUAUGAAAUGGAUGGAACAAGUGAUGAUGAUAGCGGAGAUGAUUGGGAAGAAGUGACAGAAGAUUUUGAAUCUAUACCGUGCCUUUUUUGUAAUGAAGUUGCCAAUAACUUUUCUAUAGCACUAGAGCAUCUAAUAGCUUCACAUAGAUUUGAUUUAAAAAACUUUAUAAUCAAACAUUCUUUAGAUACUUAUUCCUAUAUUAAAUUGAUUAAUUUUAUUAGACAUAAAAAUGUUUUACCUGAUCAGCUAAAUGCAUUGAACAUAAAAACAUGGGAAAGUGAGGAAUACUUAAGACCUGUUAUAGAAGAUGACCCUUGGUUAAUGUUUGAUAUUGAAGAUUUAGAAGAAAAGACAACGAAGCCUAUUGCAUAUACUGUGAAUUCAGAAAAUGGGUGUGUCACAUUAUCUGAGGCACAUUUUGCCGAAUUACAAAGAACAAUACAAACACUUAGAGCACAAUUGGAACAACGUGAAUCAGCAUGUCUUUUGGCAAUACAGCAAAUAGAUGAAAUGGCAGAAAAAGCACAAAAAUUGAUCUUAGAUGGUGAUUUAGAUGAAAACAAUGCUCUCAGCUCUUCUGGUAAUUCUAAUUGUAAUGUUGAUAAGGGUUACUUUAAUAUUUACAGCCAUUUUGCUAUACACCAUGAGAUGUUAACAGACAAAGUACGAACCGAAAGUUAUAGAGAUGCAUUCUUAACAAAUGCUAACAGAUUUGGUAAUUGUGUGAUAUUAGAUGUUGGUUGUGGAACUGGAAUUCUGUCUAUGUUUGCAGCAAAAACUGGAUGCCGCAAAGUAAUUAGUGUUGAUCAAUCAAAUGUAAUAUAUCAUGCAAUCGAUAUAGUGAGAGAAAAUAAUUUAAGCGACAUUAUCACUUUAAAAAAAGGUCGGCUGGAAGACAUUAAUCUCGAUGAAGAUAAAGUAGAUGCGAUUGUGUCUGAGUGGAUGGGAUAUUUCCUUCUAUUCGAGGGUAUGUUAGAUACAGUGAUAUAUGCGAGAGAUAACUAUUUGACUCCUGGUGGAAUACUUCUUCCUAAUAGAUGCACACUCAGUAUUGUGGGAAGUGGAGAUACUAGGAGAUAUGUCGAACUUAUUGAUUAUUGGUCGAACGUGUAUGGUUUUAAAAUGAGCUGUAUGAAAGCGGAGGUUUUACGCGAACCGAGUAUAGAGAUUUGUAACGCCGACGAAUUAAUAACUAGCACUGUUGAGAUACAAGCAUUCGAUUUAUACAAAGUAACGAAAGAUUGCGUAAAUUUUUCAUCGCCUUUCGAAUUUAAAGUAAAAAAGACUGGAUCGUUAACUGCGAUUGUUGGCUAUUUUGAUAUCUUCUUUGACUUGGACAAUCCAAUUUAUUUUAGUACGGGACCUUAUUCGCCUCCAACACAUUGGAAGCAAACAGUAUUUUCAUUGAAUGAACCUAUUAGCAUUACCGAAGGGGAAAUUUUACGUGGUAAAUUAGUCUGUCGUAGACAUGUUAGAGAUAUUCGAGGACUCAUGGUUACAAUUCAUAUUAAGAAUACUAGCCAGGUUUAUUACUUAGAAUAAUCUAAUGAUAUUCGCUUUGAAGUCUACUUAAUAGACGUAAGUGCCAAAAAGGAAAAAAAAAGAAAAAGAAAAAACAAAUAACAUAGGGUCCAUAACAGCUUGCUGGCUAUAAAAUUGUUGAUGACUAUCAUUAAAAAUUAAAUAAUAGAUGAAAUAUGGUUUAAAAAGCGUAGGAAAAA
Molecule: messenger RNA, 2044 nt
Organism: Bombus huntii
Lineage: Eukaryota; Metazoa; Arthropoda; Insecta; Hymenoptera; Apidae
Gene: Art3
Product: protein arginine N-methyltransferase 3
Exons: 9
Coding region: 285-1865 (526 amino acids)
Biological process (GO): peptidyl-arginine methylation
Cellular component (GO): nucleus
Molecular function (GO): protein-arginine N-methyltransferase activity
Source: RefSeq, a predicted model, not a curated record